Messenger RNA from Rhinichthys klamathensis goyatoka, 805 nucleotides. RefSeq names its product guanine nucleotide binding protein (G protein), gamma 5 (gene gng5). Gene Ontology annotation, cellular component: heterotrimeric G-protein complex. Bases 86 to 292 code for a protein of 68 amino acids. NCBI's taxonomy places the organism in Eukaryota, Metazoa, Chordata, Actinopteri, Cypriniformes, Leuciscidae. The transcript has 3 exons. Gene Ontology annotation, biological process: G protein-coupled receptor signaling pathway. Gene Ontology annotation, molecular function: G-protein beta-subunit binding. The record is from RefSeq and is a predicted model, not a curated record.
UUCCGGACUGAACCAAACCGGAAACUGCUUACUUACAACUUUUGUCUUUGCUGUUGCACAUCGUUUAGAAAUAUCAUCAGACAACAUGUCGGGCUCAUCAAGCAUCGUUACGAUGAAGAAAGUCGUUCAGCAGUUGCGCUUCGAAGCAAACAUCAACAGAGUAAAGGUUUCUCAGGCGGCCGCAGAGCUUCAGCAGUUCUGCAUUCAAAACGCCGUUCAGGAUCCGCUGCUGACCGGUGUGUCUUCAAGCACCAACCCCUUCAGGACACAGAAGGUUUGCUCCUUCUUGUGAGGGUCCAUGACGGCCGUCUGCUAUUGGCUUUUUUUCCUGUUCCUGUGACCAUUCUGCUGGGGGAAAAAUAAGAAAACCACUGCCAUGAUGUGUAAUCGAAAAAGCAACAGCACAAAAGCUGUCCACUUGCCAGUUAAUACCUCAUGCCAUAAACACCGAAAUAAGAACUGAAAGGAUUUUGCCGAUCUGGCCGCUUUAUGUUUGUUAUGGUGCAUUUUCUUUCUCAAGUUUUCAUUGUAGAACAAGAAACUUUUCUCUUUUUUUUUUAUAUCUCAACUUGUGUUUUACUCUUUCACAACCUUCAGAUUUCUGUUUGAAGACCUCAAACUAAAAAGUCUGCCUUAAUGAGUGAUAAACAACGCUCCAGUUUUGUGGAGGGAAGGCUUUUGUAUUUUUUAUGUGGCACAGCAGAGGAAACUUAGUAAUUUAUUGUGCCUUUUAACAUUGUAGUCUAUUUCUCUAUCUUCUCUGCCUUAGACUUUUUAUAACCCCAAAUAAACCCAUUGAUUUCUA